Messenger RNA from Notothenia coriiceps (black rockcod), 2295 nucleotides. RefSeq names its product neurofilament heavy polypeptide-like. The transcript is spliced from 2 exons. Lineage: Eukaryota; Metazoa; Chordata; Actinopteri; Perciformes; Nototheniidae. The record is from RefSeq and is a predicted model, not a curated record. The annotation marks the transcript as partial.
UACCUACCCUACCUUUAAUGUUUAAAUAAAUGUGUAUUUUCUCAGAGCCACAGCAAAAGCAGAGGAACUUCUGGAUAUGAAUCGGAUGGCAAAGAACCACGGAGAGAGGAUUAUUCAGCCAGUGACAUUCCUGCGUCAGACCACGAUGGUUUUGAUGAGGAUAAUUUGGACAUGGAUGAGUUUGUGACGGUGGAUGAAGUCUGCGACGAUGAGACCCCGUCUUCCAGUCACCAAACUCAUGGCUCCUCCUCCUCCUCCUCCAGGACGUCUUCGAGAGCCAGGAGAGAGAGGCACAGCUCCGCCGACAGACACUCUUCAUCGCGGUAUUCAAAAGAUGGCAAAAGAUCUGCCAUUUCCUCCUCUUCGUCGUCCAGGUCGACGAGAGGCCCAAGCUCUUAUCGCUCCGAGUCACCGAAAAAGUCCAAAAAAUCCUCAUCAGAGCCCACUAAAUCCUCCGCCAGUUCCAGUAAGACCUCCCCUUCUUCCCCUGCUCAGAAAACACAACGGAGCAAAACUAAAUCUCCAUCCAAAGCAUCAGAAACCGCGUCCUCUGGCUCCCGUUCAUCUGCAGCAACUGUCGAGGCUUCAAAGGAGACUCAUUCGGAGAGAGAGGUGGUGAAAGACAAUCAGAACGCAGUGGCAACGUCCGACCACAAGGUGUCAGCAGAGGACGUUCCUGCAAAAACUGUCAAGUCAGAGACAGAAAUGGAAACAUCGUCAGAGAUGCGUCCACCUCUGCGGGAACAAGGGUUAGAGUCAAGCGGAGAGGUUGAGGAGGAUAAGAAAAGCAAGGAGGGAGAGAAAUACCAAAUCCUGGAUGAAACUGCUGAACAGAUGGAGGGUGGGGAACAAGAUGGUGGAUCUGAAGCCAAACCGACUGACCCCGAGGGAGAGAAGGAGCAGAGCGUUCAGGUUCUGGACACAUUUGGAGAUGAAGGCAAAGCACAGGAAAUGGAAGUGACCGAAGACCAAACGGCAACUUGUGAACAGGAAAGCUCCACCGUAGACAAACCGAGCGAGGACGACAAAUCUAUUAAAGAUCAAGAAGCUAAUAAUGUAAAUACAGGAAGCGAAGAAGCUUCUGUGCAAAUGGGAGAAGAGAUGAAGGGCAAAGAAGUCCACACCCUUCCUGACAAAGAUCUUGAAAGCGGAGACUUUGGAUUAGACACCUUUGAGAUUUUAGACUCUAUAGGCGAUCAGACGGCGACAGGAGACCUGGAAACCCCCGGUGAUCAGAUGCCUAAAGAAGAAAUGGAGUCCGUGGAGGAGGAGGAGGAGGAAGCGACGUAUCGGGUGAUUGACUCUCUUGAAGAUCAGCCGACGGACAACACGGGGAGAGGGGAGGCGAGCAAAAACGAUAAAGCAUCGACGAAGAGCAUUCCCUCAACCAGAGUGUCCAGAAGUGAAGCUUCGGACAAAGACGCCACCGCGGAGGACGUUGUGUAUCAGAUAAUCGAUUCGGUUGAAGAUAAACCAGUUCAAGAUGUCGCCGCCGGCACAGAACAAUCUGGUAGAAGACGGAGUGCAAGAGGAAAGAAGGAGGCGGAAGUGUCUGAGGAGACUACGUACGAUAUCAUAGACUCCGUGGAGGAUGCCAUCGAUGAACCGACUGCAACUCGAUCGACCAGAGGAACGAGAGGACGAUCGGCUAAGAGAGACACGCCAGCACGGAGGAGGAACCCUAGCACACCACCGAAAAAGAGUGACGUGGCUGUGGGAGAGGAUGCGACCUUAGCAGAAGCGAAGGACGAGGUUGCUAAGGACGAACCGCCCGCUACAAAACCAAAAGGAAAACGAGGAAGACCAAAGAAAAUGACGAAGAAAGAGGCGGCAGCGAUGAAGAAAGCCGAGAAAGAGGCAGCCGCCGAAGAAACGACGACGACGUACCAGAUCCUCGAUUCUGUGGAGGACGAGACGAUAGACGAGACGUGUGAAAACAACGAGAAACAAACGGCGUCCAUCGCUCCUAAAGACGAGGAGGAGGAAGAGGAGGAGCCUAUGUAUCAGAUCGUGGAUUCUCUGGAAGAAACGUCUGAAAAAGUGGAGGAGAAUCCAACGACUGAAUCCCAGGGUGACGCGGCUACAUUUGAAAAGACUAACGAAGAAGACCCCCCGGAGAAAGACAUAACGGGUCUGGACGAGGUGAGCGAUGAGGAGGAGGAUUACCCCGACGACCACGCCGAGGAGGAAGAGCUGAGGAGGCGACAUGUGGCCGCCAAAGAGAGGCAGAUCUCAAAGGAGAAGGAGGAGAGGAGGAGCAAGGAGAGAGAGGAGAGGAGGAGCAAGGAGAGAGAG